This is a messenger RNA of Seriola aureovittata, 725 nucleotides long. RefSeq names its product placenta associated 8, tandem duplicate 2 (gene plac8.2). Gene Ontology annotation, biological process: positive regulation of transcription by RNA polymerase II. NCBI's taxonomy places the organism in Eukaryota, Metazoa, Chordata, Actinopteri, Carangiformes, Carangidae. The record is from RefSeq and is a predicted model, not a curated record. The coding region runs from base 178 to 492 and encodes 104 amino acids. The transcript is spliced from 5 exons.
GGUGCGUUUAUAAAUCGUUGAAUGUACAAUAACAGUAAUAACGUCGGAGCCUUGCUUUGAUUGGUUUUAGAGACUCACCCUCCGUCCUGGUCUCAGUCUGUUCUCCAGGAGCCGCCGCUGUUCAGCUUCACCGUCCUUCAGCUCUCCAACCAUCUGAGAAAAGUUUUUAUCCGGAUCAUGGCUGUGACGAUGCAACCAGGCAGAUACGAGGCCUCCGAGUUCCAGACCGGCCUGUGUGAUUUCUUCAACGACUGUGGGAUCUGCCUCCUUGGUGCUUUUUGCUACCCGUGCCUGGGCUGCGCCAUCGCCAGUGACAUGAACGAGUUCUGCCUGUGUGGAAUGGGCAUGUCCAUCCGCAGCGUCUACAGGACCAAAUACAACAUCAAUGGGUCCCUGUGUGAUGACUUCAUGAUGGUCAUGUGUUGUCCCAUGUGUGCAGCCUGCCAACUGAAGAGAGAUAUUGACCGCAGGAAGCAGCAGGGCAUUUUCUGACUGGGAUGCUGCUAUGACACAAGAGAGGCUGUAAAUGGUGGAUCGCUGAGCUGCUGAGGCAUUAAGUGGUUCACUGUAUAUAAUGUUGGACAUAGACUAUAUAUACGCUUCUAUAAUCCUCUGAGAUUAAGAACAUUCAUAUCUUCUAGACAGUUAAACAUUAGUCAUCUGGGUCACAAUUUGAUGUUGGAGAACAGUGUCAUUAUUUACUCUUACAAUAAAAUCAAAUUUUA